UUGUGAGCGUCCAAAACGUCAGCUGUUUUGACAUGCCAAUGCCAACAUUGAAUUUUAGUUGUAACUUGUAACAAGUUUCGCUGAGAUAUAGGUUAUCUUUAUUGAAGUUACAAUAUCAAAUAUUAAAUCAUGGCUGGAGAUGGAUCUACAAAGCUGGAUCUUCAUGAAGAUUUCUAUGAAGGGCCUGUAGAAGGAAGUAUGAAUAUUCCAGGGAUGAACAAGCCUCAAAGUCUUGGUCAACCGGACUUUAAUACAUUAGAUGAACCAAUUAGUGUAACAGUGCUGAGAGAUCUUGGAGCUGUCGGUGUAAAAUUUAAGCAUGUUUUAUAUCCAACAGAAAAGAAGAGUUUAUUAAAAGAAUGGGAUUUAUGGGGACCGCUAUUGUUAUGUACAUUCAUGGCUAUGGUCUUGCAAGGAGAGGCAUCAUCGGCGGGGUAUGAUGGCGGACCAGAGUUUGCCGAAGUGUUUGUUAUUGUUUGGAUAGGAGCAAUGGUUGUCACCCUAAACUCAAAACUUCUUGGAGGAAAUAUAUCAUUCUUCCAGAGUGUUUGUGUUCUCGGAUACUGUUUGCUGCCGACAGCCAUAGCGCUGCUGGUGUGUCGCUUCAUCCUUCUGUUCCAACAAGACAAUAUCCUGUUUACUCUGCGCUUCUUCGUCACAAUGCUAGGGUUUGCUUGGGCCACCUUUGCAUCCACCCUGUUCCUAGGAGACAGCCAACCUGUGGGCAGGAAAGGCCUCGCCGUCUAUCCAAUAUUCCUCUUCUACUUCGUGAUCUCGUGGCUUGUCCUCUCCCACACGGUCUGAGAGUGAUCAGUGUUUUGUGUCAAGGAACAGUAUUUGCUGUACAUACGUCUUGUGUAACUUAUUGUAAAUUUCACAUUAUGGCCUCGCUAAUUCAUUCCGUCACAUUUAUUGGUCUGAGGUCAUUUCACAAGUAAUUUUAAGAGUUGCACAAAGAUAUCUGUUAUUUUUAUGUGAACAAGACUUUCCCGGUUUUAGUUGAAUGAAAAGGUAAUUUUUAUAUUAAUAUAUCUGGUACCAAUAAAAUCAUGUGCAGAAUCUCGUAUAAACCAAUGAUGUAUAUUGGUCGUAUUCCAUUAUUUUUUGGACUAUUUCCUCGAUGUUUAAAAUAUGUAAUAGCUGGUACAAACAUUGUGCUAAUACAUUCAGGCUGGCAAAUAUGAACAAUUAAAAGCCUAUUACUGUAGUCAAUGUAUAACAAUAAUAAUAACAAUUAUUUUGCACCACUAAAAAUUAAAUGCAGUGUGUCUAAAUUUGUUAAUAUAUCAUUUUAAAAAUACUUAAGUGGGAAAAAAACCAGUUGACACAAAGUUAUAUUGAGUAAAGUGACCGUAGAAAAAUCAUUUGUGUUAGAUAUUGAAGUAUUUUGUGAUGUGUCCAACAUGUGCGAAAGUUCAUGCCACUUACUAUAUAAAAAAAUAAAAGCACUGUAAUAUGGUGUAAUAUUGUAUUACAAUUAUAUUUAGGUCACAGGUAUCAAAAUACCUGUCAGUUUUACAAUGAACGUCACAAUAAUCUGUUAAAACUGCUUUUAAUACAAAACAAUACACACAGUGUAAAGCACUGAAAUUAAUUAUGCAUGCAGAUAAUGCAGCAGUUGGGAAUAAUCAUUAUUUUGUAGGGGAAAAAGUAAGUGAUGACAAACAUUACUAAUUAAUUUUCAUUCACUUUACUGUGAAAACCGAAGAGCUCCCAGGAAAAUAUAACAGAGCGUAACACAUGAAAUUAUCUUUUGGUUUAUCAAUUGUUAAGAAAUAUGGUAAUAUUGUUACAAAAAAAAUCAUAGCCACUCAAUUCUAUAUUGCUAAUGGCACACAAAAAUCAAUUCUGUAAAUAAUAAAACGUGUAGUAGCUACUUUAGAAAGUUUGUUGUAUUUGAUGUAUGCAAUCUUACACGGUAUAAAGAUAUUUUCAAUUCAUUAAAUGAUUUUGCUCUAUAAUAUUAGUUAUUAUAAAAAAACCUUACACGUAAAAAAAAUUUUUUUUACGUUUUAUCAUGGCAUGGAAAAUUUUCUUUACAAUUUUUAAAUCCAAUAUGACUAAUAAUGUCAUAAGUUAUGUUAUUUUCUAAAAGUAUUUUAUAAAUGUAAACAAAAAGUAAUUACACACCUGAAAAUUUAAAGCAUGCACAGGCAUAAAAACAGAAAAUUUUGGAAAAUUUAUUAUGAAUGCUAACAUACAAAAUUAAAGCGCUUUAUUUACAUAUCUGUAAACAGCAAGUGGACAAAAAUGUCCAGAGAUAAGUAAAUUAUAUUGGUAUGCAAAGUUUUUGUUCCUCAUAUAUAAAAUAAGAAGAAUUGCCAUAAAUUAACAGAAAUAAAUCCACUCUGAGUUCAUUGUAACUAGUAAUUCUGAAUUAAAUGAACAUGAAAUAAUAUAUAUAUAUAUAUAUAUAUACAUAUAUAUAUAUAUACAUAUAUAUAUAUAUAUAUAUACCUUGGAACAGCAAGAACUGAGCGGCAUUGCCAAACUUGUAACCCGCUGUAACCGCAAGCUGCCCGAAUGCAGCUUACUUAAAAUGCCUAAUCCUUAUGCCCGAAAGAAAUGUUAGAGCUGUCUUAAAUUAAUUAACUACGUAUUACAAAAUGUAGUUUUACGGUCAUUUAAUAAAAAAGUACAUCUUUGUAGCUUAUUUCCAUGUUGAGAUAAAUGGAUUAAAUGGAUUUUUGUAUUAGAUUAGUCUUUUACGAAGAUUGUAGAAUUAAAAUCUUUAGCCGAAAUAUAUAAAAAUAACUCAUAAACAUUAAUUUCCUGUAUUUAAUAGUUAGAUAAUACAAGUAUCUGUUAUAUCAAAUUAGGCAUUACUUGUUUACAUAUUAUUAAUCAUGUUAUGUUCAAUGAAUAUUCAGUUUGGUAAGAAAGUUAUCAAAUACGUCUGAGAUCUACUUUUCAUUUUCAAAAAUUUACUUCAGUACAUAACGGCAGGAAUUGUUUGCCAUAAUGGUUUUGUUACGCACUUCGGUUCUCAUAAAUUUAUUAGCACUUUCAGCAUCUUUCGUGAUUAUACACUUACAGCACCUGAGUGGUCUUAACUAUGUUUUAUCUAAAAUUACUUUCACAACUGGGUAAUUUAAGUACUUAAAGAGGCAACAGUUGAGAUUGUCAUGCAGCACAAGUUUUUUUUAUAAUAUGAAAGCACUUUCUACAUUUCAAAAGUAACCGUUUUCUAUAACACCCAAUUGAGUCCAUCCAAAUAUCAAGGGUAUAAAUAAUAUAAACAAUAUAGGGCCAAGGACAGAUCCUUGCAGUACACCUGUAUUUACAAGGAGUGGUUUUGAUCUGUCCUCUUUCUGUGUUCUUAACUUUAACCAAUUGGCUGCAUUGUUCCAGGUAGCUCUUAAACAAGUUAAGGGGAAUACUUCUAUGCCCAGAUUGUAAAGUUUGUUUAAAAUGAGAGAGUGGCUAAUCGAGGUAAAGGAAUUUUAGUCCAUUUAACUCAAGAGUAAUUCUAAUGCAAUAUGCAUUGAUAAAAUAAUACUGUGUAUGUAGACAGGGCUAACAAUUAGGUUUACAAUGAUAUCUACAUAAUGAUAGCUCAAAGAAUUAAUGACUAUCUCCCAAUUGCCAACCACAGAGAGUCAGUAGUUGAUGGGUAAUUUUUGUUUGUACUACUAGGAAUAAAUAAAAUUUGAGUGAAGUUUAAAUAAACCGAUACAACAGAGUAUUCAAGGAUCCGACAGAACAUAAAUACAUUUUGCUUUUUGUUGCGUAACUUGUUUAUUGAUGUUUUUGCAAUUCUAUGUAAGCCGGACAUUCUGUGCUUUCUAAUGGUGAUUUCCUGUAUUAGUAGGACUAUUGCACUGUCUGAUGUGCAUUUUAGUCUGAUAGACACUUAAUACUACAUCAAAAAUGCAUGUUCACAGACAGUUGUCAGCGGGCUUUGGAUUUUCAGUGUUGUUUAUGAAUUCAGCACUAUUGACAAAAAAAGCAGUGGCGAUGAUUGUAAAUAUUCUAAAUAUACAAUAUUUAGUUUUAAAGCAAAUAAAAUGCUUAUAGACGUAAAUUAAUAAGAAUGUUGCAUCUGUUUGGAACUGAGUUAAAAACACUUUAAAAUAGAAAGAAGAAAUUGUAGAUUUUAUCUACAUUGGCAUGCCCUGGGGUUGAAAUGUGAACAGCAGAAAUAAUUAGUAAAUUUUUGUUAUUUAAAAUUAAUAUUUUUUCCUCUUUUUGUAAUAUCAAUUGUGGAUACAACACUGAAUCUUUCAAAAUGUAUUUACCUUAAUUUAAAAUAAGCAGUUAGCCUUUUUCGAAAUGCUUUCAAUAUACAAUUAGAUUUAUAUUUUGUGUCUGGUUAGUUUGUAAUAAUUAAUAAUAUGGAGCAUUAGAUGAAGAUUCUGCACUCUUAUUCUUCAAGAAUUUGUUUGAUGUUCAUUAAUAACAAUCAUACAUAUAAAAACUAAUAUUUUAUGUAUUUUAAGUGGAAAUCCAUCAUAAGAAGUAAAACAAUAAAUAAAAUAAUAUAAUACAAACUAUGGAUGCAGUUUGCUUGCCAACAUCAGUGUAAUAUAUAUUUGUCUUAAGUGUGUAAAAAUUGGUAUAAAAAUGUUCAGUGUGUUUUAUGAACUGGUUUCAAAUAUAAUAACUACUUUAUAUUAAGACUCUCAUAUAUAUUUUUCAUAUAUUUUAGAUUAUGAAUCAGACUGCAUGAUAAACUUGUAAUAUGUAUGGAAAGAUGUAACUAUUCUUAGGAAAUAAUUGAAAAUCUGUCACAAAUAAUUGUAAACAAUUGUAUUUGUAAUAAUUUUUAACCUCUCAAUGACUUAUUCAUUCCAGUUUUUACUAUUUCAUGUUGACCUUAGAAGCUACAAUUGGGUAUUUCCUGUAAGUAGAGAAAGUAAACUAACAUAAUGUUUAGUCAAAGUUCAUACUGGGUUUUGAAUACCAUUUAUGGAAAUUUUGGAAACAAAACAAAUAAAGUAUAAUUUAUAACUCAAUAAUGGUGAGAUUUUGUUGAACACUUUGAGUGCGGAUCCCAUAUUUUACAGGCAGCAAAGUUCCAGAAGAAUGAGGGUCUUGCCGUUUUAUGUAAUUAAUGUUUUUGAAUAAAAUUAUAUUGUGUGAUCUAUAUUAUUAAGGGUUUUGUUUACUCUGUGAUGUUAGUUACACAAUUCAAACUAGAAUGCGCACUAAUUAUUAUUGAAACAGCUUAUUGACAAAACAGAAGAAGUUGGCUUGUUUGCAAAAUCUGCUAUGCAAAAAUACAUGUUCAAUGUAUAUUAUACUAAAAAAAACUAUAGUGUACUACAUUUUACAUAAUCAUCAAUUGACAGUUUAUGUUCAAAUAAGAUCUUGUCAAAUUAAUGUAAAUGUGUUUGGUUUAGAUUCUAAUAAAACGUGAGCUAAAAUUUUUCAGGAAUUUAGUAUUAUAAGAAUUUUACAAUUUUUCAAAGUCAAAGUUAGAAGAAAGGUAAAAAAACAAAAGAAAUACAAAUAUAAGCAUUCUUUUUUAUGUAUAAUGGGUUUUUGACUUAGUGUUUUGAAAAUCGCUAAAACACCCAGUGUUCUAUAAUGAAGCCUGUAAUUUGGGUCCAGCACUCAAAGUGUUAAGUACUUUACUCUGCCAAUAACAUUUUAAGAUCUUGAAAUUGUUAUCAAAAUUGAUCCAGAAUAUCUAAUAUCCAUAAUAUAUUAUCUGAAAAGAAGUCAACUUCAAUAUUAUUGCAAUCUGUUUAUUGCAUUGUUCAAGGCCAGACUCUCCCAACUGCAACUCACUUCUCAGCCCAUUAAAAAACAAAUGUAUUCUUGCUUGGUUUGAUUUUAAAUUGAGUUAAAAUAAAUUAAGCUCAUACUAAUGUAUCAUAUAUGAGAACAAUAAAUAAGCAAAUAUAUGAACAGCACCAUGAAUCCUAAGUUAAUGCAUGAGGAUUAUACUAUAGCCUUUUAGGCAUUUUUUUUUUUAGAUCUUCUGGAUCAAUUUGAUAACAACAUUAAGAUCUAAAAAUCCUCAAACUUUUUAUGUAUAGUUUAUAUAUAUAUAUAUAUAUAUAUAUAUAUAUAUAUAUAUAUAUAUAUAUACAUAUACAGACAUAAACUAUAGAUAAAAAGUUUGAGGAUAACUAGAUUCUAAACUAAAUUACUUGCACAGUAGAGUAAAACUUUAUCCAGAUCACUAACGUCAAAAAAAUCUGUACUAAUGUAAAAAAAAAUUAAGAUUGUCCAAUUAGCUGGUAACGAAUCAGUAAUUCCCUGAGAAUUUGGAGACAACCAGAAUUCAAAUCGUAAUUAUCCAUAGACAUUUUUCUUUGUAUAUAAAAUAGGCUGUUAUAUAUUUAUUUCAUUAAAACUAUUCCAGUGGGUGCUAUAACAGCGUAUAUUGAUACUUUUUCAGUAUUCAGCAUUGUUAUUUAAUGUAAUAUUUGGUCCAGCUAUAUUUGGUUAAUUAUUACUAUUAAAUUGAAGUGUCUUUUCAUUAAUGAUUUGACUGAUUAAAAUUGUCCAUUUAAGUAUUUGAAAUGUUCUUAUGUAGAAUACAUUAAAUGGUAAAUUUUCUGAUUUGGGCAAUCUACUGAAGCACUAUUUAUUUUAAUUUGUUUUAGUUUGAGUUGUUGAAAUGUAAAUACAUUCACUUAUAAAUGUUGUUAAUACACAAUUUAUUUAAACGCC
This is a messenger RNA of Homalodisca vitripennis (glassy-winged sharpshooter), 6624 nucleotides long. RefSeq names its product protein YIPF6. The transcript has 7 exons. Gene Ontology annotation, cellular component: trans-Golgi network; membrane. Lineage: Eukaryota; Metazoa; Arthropoda; Insecta; Hemiptera; Cicadellidae. The record is from RefSeq and is a predicted model, not a curated record. Gene Ontology annotation, biological process: endoplasmic reticulum to Golgi vesicle-mediated transport. Bases 130 to 804 code for a protein of 224 amino acids.